AUGCAAACUCAUUACUUAGCUCGUUUAGUUUCAACACAAAAUUUUAAUCCAAUUCGACGAACAUUACCUAUUUUUCGAACACUAAUACAAUCUAAUUCUCUACAAACAACAACAUCUCAUCGUUCAUCAUAUAUAUUUCGUUAUGCAUCAACAAAUUCAUCAAAUGAUGAACAAAAUCAAAAUGAAAAGAAAAAAAAUAAUAUGACAAAUUUAAUUUAUAUUGUUGGUGGUUUAACAGGUGUUGCUGCUAUUUAUUCAAUUUUUGGAAAUCGAAAAAAUUCAAAAGGAAAAAACCAAGCCAUUACAGAAUCUGAUGAAAAAGAUAGACAAUCUCAAGAUGAUUCAAAUAAAACACUUGUUGAAAAAGUUCAUGAUUUACAAGGACGAGAAUCAAUUGUUGAAGAAGAAGAUCCAAAUAAAAUAAUAGAAAUGAAUAAAAAUGAUUUAACACCAAAUAUUCCAAAUUUUGCUCAAUAUUUAAUUAUUGGUGGUGGUGCAACAGCGAUGAGUGCAUUUCAAUCUAUACGUACACAUGAUCCAAAAGCAAAAGUUCUUGUUAUUAGUUCAGAAAAAUAUUUACCAUAUAUGCGUCCUCCAUUAUCAAAAGAUAUUUGGUAUACUAAUGAUGAUGAACUUAUAGAAAAACAUUCAUUUAAACAAUGGAAUGGAGAAGAGAAAAGUUUAUAUUUUAAUAAUGAAGAAUUUUAUACAGAUGUUAAAACACUUAAUGAUGAAGAAAAUGGUGGUGUUGCAGUUGUUCGUGGAAGAAAAGUUAUUGAUCUUGAUUUGAAAAAUUCUGUAGCAAGAUUAGAUAAUGGUUGGCAAAUAACAUUUGAAAAAUGUUUAAUUGCUACGGGUGGUCAACCAAAAACUUUAAAAAUAUUUCAAACAGCAUCACAUAAUUUGAGAAGUAAAUUAACAUUUUAUAGAGGAACUCGAUUUUCGUAA
Molecule: messenger RNA, 948 nt
Organism: Rotaria sordida
Lineage: Eukaryota; Metazoa; Rotifera; Eurotatoria; Philodinida; Philodinidae
Source: the annotation of a GenBank genome assembly